CCUGCCACCCAGCAUAAUCUUCUUUUGCCCAUUCUCCCAUCUCACCAAAACCACUUUCGUUUUUUCAACAAAAAGGAGAAAAUUCAAUAGACUCCGAUUGGCAAAAAAGCAUUCCCAUUUGGAAUCUACUACUACUAUUUUUUUCCUUCUUUCUUUCUCUCUCUCUCUCUAGUUUUUUGUUUUUUUUUUAAUAAUCUUUCGGUUCUGAAAUUGCUUUGAUUGGAAUGGAGUUUUCUUCGCAGUAACGGAAAUGAGGAAGCUUUAUUUAUCUUGAGCACACAGAAAUAGUCAGAUAAAGUGAUUGCUGAGUACAGUUCAUGGUUUUUUCUUCUUUUGUGCUAUGGGGUUCUGAAGAUUGAUUCUUGAUUGACCCGCUUGUUUUUUGAAUUUGAUAUACACUUCUGUUAUAAGAAAGUUGAGUACUUUAGGUGUUUCAAAAUUCAAAAGCUAUGGCUUUUUCGUCUAUAUUUUGCUGCGUCAAGGGUUCAGAUCGAAAGGGGCAAGCGAAGAAGCAGACAACAUGGAGGGUUUUCUCUCUGAAGGAGUUGCACUCUGCUACAAAUAAUUUUAACUAUGAUAACAAGCUUGGAGAAGGUGGUUUUGGAAGUGUUUAUUGGGGCCAGCUCUGGGAUGGAUCUCAGAUAGCGGUCAAAAGGCUAAAGGUGUGGAGCAACAAAGCCGAGAUGGAAUUUGCUGUUGAAGUUGAAAUUCUGGCUAGAGUACGACACAAAAAUCUGCUAAGUCUACGUGGUUACUGUGCAGAAGGCCAGGAACGUCUGAUCGUAUAUGAUUACAUGCCUAAUUUAAGCUUACUUUCUCAUCUUCACGGGCAGCAUUCUGCUGAAAGCCUUCUUGAUUGGAAACGACGAAUGAAUGUUGCAAUUGGGUCUGCUGAGGGAAUUUCCUAUCUACACCACCAUGCGACCCCACACAUCAUCCACAGAGACAUUAAAGCCAGCAAUGUACUGGUCGAUUCUAAUUUCCAAGCCCAAGUUGCUGAUUUUGGAUUUGCAAAGUUCAUCCCAGAUGGUGCAACACAUGUAACCACUAGAGUAAAAGGCACUCUAGGCUAUCUUGCACCAGAAUAUGCAAUGUUAGGGAAGGCAUCGGAGAGCUGUGACGUCUACAGCUUUGGUAUUCUUUUGCUAGAGCUUGCUAGUGGCAAGAAACCGAUUGAGAAGCUCAAUUUAACUGUGAAACGCACAAUCACUGAUUGGGCUCUACCGCUUGCGUGUGAAGGGAAGUUCAGUGAACUUGCAGACCCAAGGUUGAACGGAAACUACGUGGAGGAAGAAUUGAAAAGAGUGGUUCUUGUUGCUCUCAUUUGUGCUCAAAAUCGACCUGAGAAGAGACCAACAAUGCUUGACGUUGUUGAGCUACUGAAAGGAGAAUCCAAAGAGAAAUUCACAGCUUUGGAAAAUGAUGAAAUGUUCAAGAUUCCUCCAGCUGUGGAUGAUGAUAUUUCGUCAGGAGCAGAAGGCACUGCAGACUCUGCUGCUUCAGAGGAAAAAGAACCAAAACCAGAAAUUGAAAAGGUAGAGGUACAAGCUUAAGAGAAUGUGGGUAAUUGAUUGUGGCUUGUUCAUAUUGAAUUUGUGUAGGACUUAAUGUAUUUUCCGGAGAAGACAUACUGAUAUCCAUUACGUGGAACAACAGGUACUUUUUUUUUUUUGAAUUAGAAGUAUCAUUUCUUUGGGUUGUGCAGGUGUGGAUGUUACUGUUCUGCUCGCCUUUCGUGUGAUUUCUCGUGUAAUAUGUUGAACACAAGAAAUGAAAACUGUUUAUAUGCUGAA
Molecule: messenger RNA, 1793 nt
Organism: Solanum dulcamara
Lineage: Eukaryota; Viridiplantae; Streptophyta; Magnoliopsida; Solanales; Solanaceae
Product: PTI1-like tyrosine-protein kinase At3g15890
Exons: 4
Coding region: 450-1553 (367 amino acids)
Biological process (GO): protein phosphorylation
Cellular component (GO): plasma membrane
Molecular function (GO): ATP binding; protein kinase activity
Source: RefSeq, a predicted model, not a curated record